Talaromyces rugulosus is the source of this 1755-nucleotide messenger RNA. RefSeq lists its product as uncharacterized. Lineage: Eukaryota; Fungi; Ascomycota; Eurotiomycetes; Eurotiales; Trichocomaceae. The transcript is spliced from 7 exons. Bases 1 to 1755 code for a protein of 584 amino acids. Gene Ontology annotation, cellular component: membrane. Gene Ontology annotation, molecular function: carbohydrate:proton symporter activity. The record is from RefSeq and is a predicted model, not a curated record. Gene Ontology annotation, biological process: carbohydrate transport; transmembrane transport.
AUGUCCUUGAGGAUAGAAUCACUGACUUGCAGAAGGAUCGAUUACUCAGUGGUUGACCCGUCCCGCAGAUGGCAAAUGCUUAUUUCACAAAGGCGGUUCUGCUUAUGGUGUCUCUGGAUAUCUAGCGGGGUUGUCAUGCAAGGAUUCGAUUUGGUGGCUGGAGGUCAGCUGGCUGCUUUGCCAGAAUUCCAAAGGCGAUUUGGAUAUCCGCAGCCAGACGAUUCUUAUCUGAUUCCUGCUCACUACCUUUCCGCCUGGAGCUCGAUCGCUCCUGCAUGCGAAAUAGUUUCCACUUUUAUCUUCGUUCCGUUGCUCGAGAGGUUCGGACGGAAAACAGGAAUCCUGGCUGCCUCCCUCAUUUCCACCGCGGGUGUCAUUCUCCAGCAGCUGGCAACUGAUUGGCGAGUGCACCUGGCCGGUCGAGGUGUCAAUGACCCAGGUAUUGCGAUUGGUAUUAUGUUCACCAUCUCUCCACUAUGGAUUGGUGAAACUUGUCGGCCGGAACUUCGGGGUUUCUUCCUCUGUUUUUUCAAUACUAGCAUUGUCUUCGGACAGUUUGCAAUAGCCGUGGUGACUAGAGGUAGUAGCCAUUUAGCUGGCAAAUGGCAAUGGUGGUUACCGAUAGUGGCAAUGUAUAUCUUUCCAGGUAAGGAACAUAUUUCUCUCCUAUUUUGUUUAACCAUAUCACUCUCUUACUUAAUUUUUCCUUUUGCCCGCUCUUCAGCUAUUCUCAUAUCUGGUUGGUUCUUCUUCCCCGAGUCUCCAUACUGGCUGGUGCGACAGGGAAAGAACAGAGAGGCCCGGAUAUCUCUCCGGAGGGUCUACGGCUUCAAAAACGAGGCAUUCUAUACAGCAGAAGUUCUCCGAAUGGAGGCAGAAAACAAACGAGAGAUUUCGACCCACGGUAGCCUCUCUGAGGGCUCCUACAGGUUUCUUGGCAUCGAUGUGUCGACUGAAGCCGAAUGCUUUAAUCGCACUAACCUUAAGAGAACUCUAACUGCAGUUUUCGUCGCCAGCGGACAGCAGAUGAUUGGAGCCACCUUCGUUAUUGGCUACGCAACAUAUUUCUUGGAAUUGAUCGGAGUAAAAGAUUACUUCGAUGCGUCCAUUGUCCUUUAUGUCGUGAUGCUGCUGUCCAGCAUGCUGACCUUUCCACUCUCUGAAAUCCUUGGCCGGCGAACGAUGAUAGUGAAUCCUCAGUUUUUUCUGUGCUUCGUACUUUUCCUAAUCGGUAUUUUGGGAUGCAUCCCAGACCCAGAGAAAGCAAGCUGGGGUAUUGUUGUCCUCAUAUAUAUCUGGGCCAUCGUAUAUCAGCUUUCCAUUGGAGCCGUAGGCUUCGUGUUGGCUUCGGAAAUUGCUACAGCUCACCUGCGAAGUACUACUCAAGGUCUCGUUACCAUCACCAACGCGUUGUGGGGGCUCAUUAUGCAGUUCACGGUCCCAUACAUGAUCAAUACUGAUGCGGGCCACCUGGGCGGCAAAGUUGGAUUUAUCUUCCUCGGAACAGGUUCGAUCGCAGCCAUUGGAGGAUGGUACCUCUAUCCAGAGACUAAGGGUAUUUCUUUUGAAAAGAUAGAUGAGCUUUACGCAAGCAUGACCGCUCCUCGACACUUCAGCCGAGCCGUGACCGUGCAGGGUGAAAUAACGCCCCAGACAGGCAAGAUAGAAGGCUCUGAUCAUGUAGACGGGACCAACCCUUCUUCGCGAUGGAGGGAGACUUUGAAGUCAGUAGCACGUCAGGUAUUCAUGAUCUGA